Lytechinus pictus (painted urchin) is the source of this 6690-nucleotide messenger RNA. RefSeq names its product PEST proteolytic signal-containing nuclear protein-like. The transcript has 4 exons. Gene Ontology annotation, cellular component: nucleus. The record is from RefSeq and is a predicted model, not a curated record. Lineage: Eukaryota; Metazoa; Echinodermata; Echinoidea; Temnopleuroida; Toxopneustidae. The coding region runs from base 3018 to 3503 and encodes 161 amino acids. Gene Ontology annotation, biological process: protein ubiquitination; proteasome-mediated ubiquitin-dependent protein catabolic process.
GGUCUUCUCGAGGUUGACUAGACUAGUGACGUAUUUUAAAAUUGAGACCCUGACCUAAGACUAUGCUAGAUCUGAUUUGAAAAGAAAAGAGUCUACUGAAAAAAAGGGAAAAAAUACAAAGAAAAAAGAAGGAUUAUAAACAGAAAAGAAAACAAAAUAAAAGAAAAGGAAAAAUAAAAAUAAAAGAUGAAGAAAAGAAAGAAAAAAGUAUGGAAAAUAGAAAUGUUUGACUGUUUGUCAACAUCACAAGAAGAAGAAGACCUGUUAGAUCUAAUUGAGAUCUAUGCUAUAGUGAUGUACUGGGCAGCCCAAACACAAAGUGACCAGGCUGUGCAUAGCUAUUCUUCAAACUGAGUCCGUAAGAAAUAAGAAUAAGAAGUUAAGCAACAAAAACAAGAAAUCUGUAUUUGUGAAGCAAUCCACAAAACGACUGGUCAUCAAUUACAAGAAAAGCAAAAUGAUGCCCCGAAAAUGAAAUGAUAAUAAAAGAGCUGUACUAGCACGCAUUCCAAAGAUGGUCAUAGAGUUUGCAACUUUAAUGGGAGCUGAUGAACCUUUCAUGCUCAUCAACUGAGCAUCAACUAACCCAUCACUGACAGUAUACCUACAUGUAGAUCAUUUGGGCGUGGAAACAACCCACAACAUUUUGACAAGGCACACCAGAUAAAUCAAUUUUAUCAUGGAAUAGGCCCAAAAUGAACAAAAGCAACACCACGAUUCGGAGAGUGAAUAGAAAGUAAUCAGAUUCUUAUACAUGUAAUUUAUGAGAAAAAAACAAGUGAAAUACCUGGUAAUCAUUAAUUAUCGAAUGUUUCAUCAGACCCUAUACAGCGAAAGACCUUGGCAAAAUGCUAGCGCUUGUUGCGUGGGAUCGGUAGAAUGGUCUAGUUCUAGACUCUGUUAUAUACCGAUAGCCAACCAUGUAUACUCCACAUGAUGGUGAGAACAUGUACAAUGGUGCUUUCACAAGUUCGAAAGAGUUCCAUUAAUAGAGUAGACUGUGUCAUAACAAGACUUUCGGGAAAAGAGAUUGCAGCUUGUAACAACUAUGCUGUCGUGUAAUAAGUAUUCAGAGCAUUUUCAAUCAUGGCGAUUUGGACAAAAUCCGAAAGUUGAUGGUCUUUUCAGCAAUUUUACUGAUUAUUCUUUAUUUUAAGGAAGAACUGAUUUGGAGUCAGUCCGCUUUAAAGAAGCAUCGCAAAUGUCUCUUUUAAUGAUUUAAAAAUCAUCACUUUUACUUAGAUUGCUAGACAUGCACAUAUGGGAUAUGAAAUUGCUGACCAACUAGCCAAGGGUGUUGCUCUGGAAGCUGCAAGCUCAUCAUUAGCUUCUGCAACUAACUACUCUGCACAAGGAAAGUGCUAAGACUAUCCAUAAGAAUACAGAGAAGCUCUGGCAACGACGAUGGGAUGUAGCAUGUCUCAUCCACCAUUGCUAACAUCUAGCUAGCCAUCAAAAUAAUUACCCAGCAGUUCUUUAACUUUGAGCUUUCAACACCAAAAACAACGGCAAUAGUGGAUUAUGUUUUUGCUGUAAUCACAUGUAAAAAGUCAUAAAUGUGUGUGCCCCAGUGAUUUUUAUUAGUUUGACUUGGGACAUUUGCCACUCAAUCAAUGGCGGUGGCCCCUGGGCAAGGUGAUGUGACUUUAAUUUGUGCAUGCCCAUAUUUGUAUAUCACAAUAAUCUAAUUAUUUGGAGACUAGAGGUAGAAGACAAUCUCCUUGAUAUUAGAGAAUUGCUUUUCAAAAGGAUUUAAGAAAGCGGUCAUGGAAGUGAUCAUUUAACAAUCUUGCAAUGUGGUUAUCUAGACCACUUUGUCACGUUAAAUUGGUUUGGCAACCCCAACUCACGACAUGGUUUAGAUCUUGAAGCAUGUCUAAGCUUUGGUAAUGGAGGACAGUUGUGAACUACACACUAAUGUUUUUAUUUUUUUUUAAUUGCAGUUUGACCACUUUAAUACUUUAAAUAUUUAUUAAAUGGAUAUGAGAAAGUUAUUGACACAGAUUAUAUCCUGAAAUUUUCAGCCCAUUCCAUGCUAAACAAGAUGAAAAUGUACAGAUAUUUUUAAUUUUGAUUGGGCACUCGAUCAGUUAAUUAUCGUUCCAUGAUUUCCUUAUUCCCAUUUCAUCAAACCCAAUCACAAGUCUUGUUUACGCAUUACAUGUAUAAAGUGUACAUUGUAUGUGCACGUCAUUCAUGGUGGGCGUGCCUGUGCUGUAUGCAUUAUCACAAUUACCAUCGUAGCCAGGAUUACGUCAUCUGUGAGUAACCUGAAUCCCGAAGUAAGUACAGGGAAAGAGACACAAAUGGCAACAGAUAAUAGUACUUUGAAUAAAAUGACACAUCAUACAGAAUUAGAACUGCAGGUAAUAAUAAUAAUAUUGACUGGCAUUAAUUUUCAGGAGAAACCACUUUAUAUCUCCCUCGGUAGACCGAUAUUGGCCUCGUCAAGAGUUGGGAAGUAUGAGACCACUUUAAGAAAUACAUGGUAUUUCUCUCAAAGCCAGUCAGUUUUCUAUAAAUAUCUGAAUUGGAUUUUCCAGCAACAGAGUGGUAGUGGUGGGAAGAUAAAGGGAUCAUGCAUAAUUAUCAAGUUUUACUCUUCUUUAUUCCUUCCCUUAUUCGUAGCUGUUAAGAUGGCUAUCAAAAUUCAGUUUGAUGGCAUCUCUUUGGAUAUGAUGCCAAGUUUGCGGCAUAAGAAGAGGAAGGAAGAAAUGUUUCUGCAUAGAGAGGGGAGACCUUACUGGAGGAUGAAGAUGAAACAGAUCGUUGUUUUCAAAGGGUUGGUGAGUCUAGAGGCAUUUUGUUUCACUCCCAUCAAAACGUAAGUCAUUCAUGAGUUCCAGUCCUUCUUCCUACUCUAGGAACUGAUUGGACUACUUUCAGAGCCACACCCUUCAGCGCCACACCCCUGUAUCCACUCUGCCUAAAUGUUCACAAAACUCCUAGAUGCACCAAUCCUGGAUGCACCAAUCUUCGCCCGUUGAGACAUUCACCCAACCUCGACAGGUUGCACCAUGAGCGACAAGGAAGCCAUCUUGAAGCGGAAGCCGUCAGAUGAACAAGGAAAGGAAGGGACGAAGAAGUCCAAGCUAUCCUUCAACAUUGGAAUCAAGAAGUCUUCAGCAGUUGCAUCGGAAAAUAUUACCAGUGAUGGGAAGCCUUCUCUCAGCAAGCCGAAAAUGAAGAUAGCUCCGGUCUCUAUUAAAUUAGGAGCACCGAAACCAAAGGAGCCCGAAAAGAAGAAAAUCUUAAAGCCAAGUGGUACAGCAGCUCAAGCUUUUGCAGAUGAAAGUGAUGAAGAAGAAGAAGACAUGCCGCCUGAAGCUAAGAUGAGAAUGAAGAAUAUUGGCAGGGAAACACCCACCUCAGCAGGACCUAACUCUUUCAACAAGGGUAAGAUGGGAUUCAGCAGCCCCUCGGCCAAAUGGAAGACGCCCCGUCUAAAGUCCAGCGCUGAGCAGAUCCAACAAGAAGAGCAAAAGCUGGAUGGCAGCUCAUAGCAUCGAUGGGAAAGAUGGUUAUGUAAUAUAUUUGCGUUAUAUCCAUGUACAGAGAGAGAGAUAGAGGGGGGGGGGGGGGGACAGUGUACAUAAUAAGCCCAUAUUCUGAAGUCUGGGUCCCGUAACACAAAGAUUAGCGAUAAAUCGUACGCUUGAAUUUCACAAUUGAUUGUACCUUUUAAUCAAUUGUAGAAAAAUGUACGAUGAUUGCUUUGUGUUACGGGCCGCCCCUGGUUAUGGCUUAACUCUUUGCCCGCCAAGGACAAAAUCAUUCCUGCGCCACAUUAAUUUCAAGGUGCAACCUUGAGAGGGGUUUAGCAUGUACUGUGCUAAUUCAGUUCACAAUACAAGUAGCUUUUGAUUGGUUUAUUGUAAAGAAAAGUUUUGUGUGUACUCUGUACAAUGCAUUGCACCAAUCACUAUUAUAUUGUGUGUGUAUGAACAAUAGCCUUAAUGCACUAUGUGUUUAUUGUGAAUACUUGACCUGAGUCUAACUUGGCAGUCUGCUGUAUGUGGCUCUAGUCGAACAAAGCGGGCAAAGAGUUAUGGCUUAACUCUUUAUAACUUAGAUCAACUUAUCACAUUUUGUAUUGAUAUUGUUAAGAAUUGUCCUGAAAUAAUGAUUAUAAUGGCUUUCUUUAAAGGACAAGUCCACCCCAACAAAAAGUUGAUUUGAAUAAAAAGAGAAAAAUCCAACAAGCAUAACACUGAAUUUCAUCAAAAUCGGAUGUAAAAUAAAGUUAUGACAUUCUAAAGUUUCGCUUAAUUUCACAAAACAGUUAUAUAUGUACAUCCUGGCUGGUAUGCAAAUGAGGAGACUAUGACAUCAUCCACUCACUAUUUCUUUUGUAUUUUAUUUUAUGAAAUAUUCUUAUUUUCUCCUCAUUAUCAAGUGAUACAACAAUUGAUUCCUCCCUGAACGUGUGAAAUUAGCAUUGUUUGAUACUAAUGGUUCUGUCAAGUUGGUCCUUAUUGUCAAAUCUAUAAAAAAAUGAAAUAUUGUAUAAUUCAAACAAUAAUAAACAAAAAAAAUAGCGAGAAUAGCAACACCCCCAUUAGACCUAAAAAGGUCCAGUAAACAAUCACAUAUAGACUUUAUUCAUGUAUAUGUAUAAUCAGAGAGAUUAUGUAUAGAGAAGUUAUAAUUGUAUUUUCAAAUUUUAAAAGAUAAAUAUUUGUGAGAGAUCCGACAAUGGUAGAGGAAUAUGUGAGUUUUUUUUCAUUCAAGUAUUCAUUUUUUUUUUUUACUGAAUUACCCGAUGUAAGUGUAACAUUGAUGGAAAGGUGUUUAAAAAUUCAGUUUUUAUCGAUAAUCUGUUUAUGUGAAAAUAGCUUGAACGUGCCCUUAAAAAAUGAUGAAUAUUGUAUACAUGAAUUGUAUUAAUGAAUUUGUAAAUGAUAUCUUCCUUUGAGGAACAUUGUAAGACUGGCAGCCCAGCAGGUUUACUUGAUAAUGGCUGUGGAGUAGUUGGCUUUGUAGCCUCGCCUGCUGCUUGUCUGAUGAACAGGGUCUGAAAAUAGACUGAAGAAGCGCCUCUGCAGUGUUGAUGCACCUUGCAUGUAUGUAUUUAGGCGCGUGUAGGGACUUAGUAUUGGAUGUCUUGGCUUAAGGCUACCACCCUUACUAGAUGCCUGGGCUCCAUCUUACAAAGAGUUAUGAUUGAUCCAAUCAAACGUAACUAUGGAAAGCCAGCAAAGUCAGCAUAUAAAAUGCAUGUUAAUUUUUUUUUAAAUUGUAGAUAUCAAUGUAUAUCCAUAAAUUCAUUGAUUUCUUGACAAUUUGGUGUGAUCUCCUUUCUUUACAAAGGACAUUUUGCAGAUUCCCUGACGGAUUUCCAUAGAGUUACGAUUGAUUGGAUCACUCGUAACUCUUUGUAAGACGGGGCCCUGGUCUGUGUUGUGAUCUUACUGCUGAAACACAAAAGUUAAUGAUGGCAUUAGUGAAAGCCUCUUUUAUUGCACAGAGAGUGAGAGAGAGAAAGAGAGAUGGAUAAGGGGGGGGGGGGGGGGAAGGAGAGAGAGGGAGGGAGAAGGGGGCAAAUGACAUCAUUAGAAAUGACUUGCAUCCUCCCAAAUUUGAGUACUUUCAUUGUGAUUUAAUGUAACAUGUAAUUUCAUGUAACCUACAGUAUUCAAUGCAAUACAACAAGUUUUUACAGGUCUUUUAGAUGGCAACUUUUAUUAUAUGGUUCUUGAAAAACGAGUAUAAUUUCACCCCUCCCUCCCUCCCCCCCAAAAAAAAAAGGAGAGAAGAAAAUAUCCUGUUGAAAGCAACCCUUUCAUCUAUGUCCUCUCCAAAUUUAUGCUUCUUUAAAUAUUUUUUUCUGUUGUCUAUGUGACAGCGAUGGUUGGAUGAAAAAAGAAGAGAAGUGAAAAAGAGAUGGAUAAGGUAGAGAUAAAGGGAUGGUGAGAAAGAGAGUGAGGGGUUAGCAGGAGGAAGGAAAGGAGGCACAAAGAGGUCAAUAGAUUCAGAUAUAUGUUACAAAGAACAAAGCAAUGAAAAUGACAAAAGGGAAGGGGGUUAAGGAUUGUGAAAAAGAAAGCGGUGGGGUAUAGAGUGAAAAAAUGGUGGUGUAAAUUGAGAAGAUUGGAGAGAUCUGAAAAGAGAUGAAGCCUAAUCACUGAUCUGUAUAAUAUAGUGUACACUAUCAGUGAGCCUUAAUUAUCAGCGAAUGAGAUAAUGAAGUAUAGGAAAAGAAAAAUGAAAUGUCGCCCUCAACGACAUGAACAAUGUGAUGUCAUUGUUAAAAUUACGAUUACUUUGGCAGGGGCAUAUCAUGUUUGAAGGUCUCAUGUUCUCUUCUCUGGACAAUAAAGAAUACAAUCUUUUUCAAGUGAUGUCAUAUUUCAAACCAUUCUGUGUGAGUCAGGGUCACUGAUCUGAAUACUAUCAGGGUUUACCUAUAGUGGCGAGUCUACUGUUGAAACCCCUAAAGUGGUCUGUAUGUGUAGCCUACAAUGACUUAUGUACUGAAGCUUUGUAUGUGCUAGUCUUGUGGGAAGACCCACUUGAUCAAAGUUUCAAUCAGGGUCUAUCCCUGCAGACUUCAGUUUACGGAAUGACGUAGGGCAUAUUGUAAUUCUUGGAUAAUUCCUCUGGGCUGCCAGUCAUAUUUUUGUUUUAAUAGGAAUUUCCCAUUUCCUUUUCUAUGGAGGUAUUAAACAUUAUGAAAUUUUGUAUUUAAUA